Molecule: messenger RNA, 1636 nt
Organism: Tupaia belangeri chinensis (Chinese tree shrew)
Lineage: Eukaryota; Metazoa; Chordata; Mammalia; Scandentia; Tupaiidae
Gene: SYTL1
Product: synaptotagmin like 1
Exons: 11
Coding region: 150-1547 (465 amino acids)
Biological process (GO): exocytosis; intracellular protein transport
Cellular component (GO): exocytic vesicle; plasma membrane
Molecular function (GO): small GTPase binding; neurexin family protein binding
Source: RefSeq, a predicted model, not a curated record
UCCAUGGGGCAGCUGCAGCGGGGCAGCUGGUUGAGUCAGCCUUAGUCCCUCACUGCUCUCCUGGCCCCCAAGACGGCUGCCAGGGGGAUAGGCUAUCAGUGGAGUUGUCCUCCCACGCCGGACCCUACAGGGAGCUGCAGCCGGAACUGAUGCCCCAGGGGGCCGCCCAUCUGGAGAGGACUUGGGGCCUGCUGGCCUUCCCCAUGGCGCAGGGGCCAGAGCCUGAGGCUGACACGCCGCUGGACCUCAGUUUCCUGACAGAGGAGGAGCAGGAGGCCAUUGCCAAUGUCCUCCAAAGAGAUGCCCACCUGCGCCAGCUGGAGGAGGGACGGGUCAGCAAGCUCCGGGCCUCGCUGGUAGACCCUGGGCAGCUGAAAGUCCUGACCGGGGACUGGUUCCAGGAAGCACGCGCCCAGCGACACCCUCGGGCUGGGGUUGGUUCUGACCUAGUCCGAGCCUCUAUGCGCAAGAAGAAGAGCUCCCGGGGAGGCCAGACUGUGGGCAGUGCUGGGGGAGAGGCCGCUGCGGAGCCGGCACCCAGGCUCCAGGCAGAUGACACCCGUCAAGACAGGCUCGCUGAGAUGGGGGGACCGGACUUCCCUUCACCCUGUACCACCCUGACAGCUCCAGAUCAGGAGGCGGCGGCCCAGGCCCAGGGAGGUGAGCCGGCGCGGGGCGCAGGGGCCGGGAGGACAGGGCGGUGUUGGGUCUGCACCCGCGGUCGCGGGGCUGCAGCCAUGCGGUCCAGCGGGGCUCGGGCAGGCGACAGGGCGGGGGCGGCCCGGGGCGGGGAAGCGGGGAGCCGAGCGUGGAGGGCCGAGCUCCUGGGUCCCCCGCUCAGGGCCGCCUGCCCGCAGUACCCCGUCCCGCAGGCCGCGCUCCGGAGUCGCGUGCUCAGCCUGUCCGUGUGGCACCGCGAGAGCCUGGGCCGCAACGUCUUCCUGGGCGAGGUCCGAGUGCCCCUGGACACGUGGGGCUGGGACGCCGAGCCCACCUGGCUCCCUCUGCAGCCUCGGGUCCCGCCGUCCCCCGACGGGCUUCCCAGCCGCGGGCUGCUCUCCCUGUCGGUCAAGUAUGUCCCCGCCGGCUCCGAAGGCGCUGGAAGGCCCCCGAGCGGGGAGCUGCACUUCUGGGUGAAGGAGGCGCGGGAGCUCGUGCCGCUGCGCUCAGGAGCCCUGGAUUCCUACGUCCAGUGCUCAGUACUGCCCGAUGACAGCCAGGCUGGCCGCCAGCGCACGAGGGUGGUACGGCGCAGCCUCAGCCCCGCAUUCAACCACACCAUGGUUUACGAUGGCUUUGGGCCCACGGACCUGCACCAGGCCUGCGCGGAACUCUCCCUCUGGGAUCAGGGGCCCCUGGCCAGCCGGCAGCUGGGAGCCACACGCCUCAGCCUGGGCACAGGCAGUAGCUAUGGGCUCCUGGUGCCCUGGAUGGACUCCACACCUGAGGAGGCACAACUGUGGCGGACACUCCUACAGCGGCCAUGCGAGUGGGUGGACGGCCUUCUGCCCCUCCGAACCAACCUGGUCCCCAGGACACAGCCCUAGUGAGCCCCUCUCUCCAGACCCCCAUCUUAGGGCUGCCCUGGGCUAAAGUCAAUAAAUGUGUCAAGAGCAGUGAGGGUGGUGUCUGCUGG